UUGGGUGGAUAUUGAGCUGCGGUUUCUUGCCAUCGAAGCUGUCCUCUGACCAGCUGAACUGAGGAGCAAUGUCUGCGCAAGGGCUUCCAGCUCACAUUCUUGCGCUUUUCACACCCAGGCCUCCUCCCCAGCACCUACCGCCGUGCGUCCUGAAGCCCUCGGUGAAGCUCUCAGGCUGUGCAGAGAGCCUUGCCUGAAACAUGUCCGGGAUGAUUGGACGUUCAGGGAUGACCAUCAGAUCAUCGGAUCGUUCUGUAGAGGCUGCCAGGAAAGGGUUCUCGGAUGGUCCCUGCGGCAGACGUGCGAGGGGAGCUUGAAAGCCGCGAAAUCGCUGUCCGUAUCUUGGAGAGUGGCCGAAGUGAGUUUAAGGGUUGAACUGUUGAACGGAAAGCCUCAGUUUAGUGCGUCCUCGGUUGGCCUGAGUUGGGUGCAAUACCUGCAGCGUAGAAGUUGGUCCAGAGAAAAUCAGGUCGGUCACCGGGGAAAGUCGCUUCGACUCGCCUUGGGAGCAAGCUGCUGACGAGGUGAAAAGACGAAGAUUGUGUGGUUAGAGACUUGCAUUGAGUCGCUGUGCAGCGAGCAGUCGCUUUGGGGUUUUCGAGGUAACCAAGUGCCGGUGAAUCCCAUGGGCCCAUGGGAGUUAAGGACACCUGCGGGAACCGGGCACCUUUACGUUUAUGCUUCAGUUUACCUACGUCCAAAAUUUUAAUUGGAUGUUACAGUACAUUCAAUCUCAAAACCCUGUAACCUUGGCUUGGUCACAUAUUAUCAUGGACAAUAGAGCCCAAUUAGAGGGCGCUCUGAGCAGUAUCAGUAUAAAGUAUAUGGUUUAGAGAUCAUCGAAAUGCUGACCUUCACCUAGGUACGUUGAAUUUUUCUCUGCAGCCCCUUGGCUGCAUUUCUCCACAUAGAAUUGCAUGGUGUCGCAUUUUUGGUCAGACCGAAGGGCCGCGCAGGGUUAGCUUGAUAAGACGACUGCUGCAGAUUUGGAAGGGUUUGUGGAGUCGUUAAGGCCCGCAGCAGAUUCAGUACGAGACCUGCACCAUAAUGUUUCUUGACGAUUGCUCUUGAAUCAUCGUAUGCAUACUGCAUACAUUCAUAUAUAUAUAUACAUAUGUACAUCUUUUACAUAUAGUAGAUAUAUAAGGUGACAAGAGAAGGCAAUUCUAGGGAGACAUUUACGGCACCCCCGAUGGGAUGUACAAUGUGCCGCAAUGAGGAUCCGCCGCCUCCCAAAGAGCCUUGGGAGUCACCACUGGAGCGUAAGGCUCGAAGGCACCGUGAAAAGGUUGAGGCCCACAAAGCAGCUCAGAAGAAGGUCAUCGAGGCCUAUGACCCUCACAAGGAUCCCAACGCCAGCGGCGAUCCCUUCAAGACACUCUUUGUGGGACGAAUUAGCUAUGAUACGACUGAGAAGAAGCUGAAGCGUGAGUUCGAAGUCUUUGGAAGCAUCAAGAAGGUUCGCAUGGUCUAUGACCAAAAAGGGAAGCCAAGAGGAUAUGCUUUCAUUGAGUUUGACCAUGAACGUGAUCUAAAGAACGCAUAUAAGCAGGGAGAUGGCAAGAAAAUCGAUGGCCGCCGUGUGAUGGUGGAUGUGGAACGUGGCCGCACGGUGGAGGGCUGGCUUCCGCGGCGCCUUGGGGGAGGCCGAGGCCCCGGACGACAAGGUAAGCCAGCAAAGAAGAAGCAGAGGAGAUUGGCCGAAACCACAGAGAAGUUGAAGGAAAAGGAGAAGGAGGAGAAGAAAGAAAAGAAGGAGAAAGACAAAGGGGAGAAAGACAAGGGCAAGGAAAAAGAGAAAGCCAAGGAGAAGGCUGGGUUUUCCUGCAAAGGGCUGAGAAGGAAUCGGUCAGUGGUCGCUUUCUUUCUUGCUUAGAAGAAACAGUUCCUUCAACUAUACGUCCUCUUCCCGGCCUUCCAGGAAGGCCGCCUUUUACACAAACUCAGACGUGUUUAAUGUAGCCUCCUCGCAAAAGCCAUCGAAAGAUGUGCCAGAUGUGCACGGCCUGGUGCACGGCGAACGGUGGGACUGGUCGGGAGGGCGAUGGGGAUAAGGGGUGUUGGUAGAAGAACUCCCAUGAGUGAAACCAGAAGCUUAGAAGCCUGGUAGUGGGCCCAAUCUCUAGCUGAGCUCUCUUGUGUUGGGCUGAAGCAAGGAACAACUGUCUGUUGCUGACAUCUCCUCAAGCCAAUACCAAGGUGUCCCAGCACUUCCUCCCCCCCCAAAUAGUAUACUCACUAGUUACUAGUUCUGGGAGCAUGCGUGACGACAGGCCCAGGAUGGCUUUUUCAUACGUUUGGCUCCGGCCCUGUACGUGACUAUAUCAUAUCUACGAGUGGGAAUGCACUUAUGUUAUCAUUUCCUGUUUCACUGUUGAUUUGGUACCAGCAAAGGACUGCCGUGCCUGCAUAGAUUUAGGUGCAAUACCACAGAACCGUCACGACCGGACCUGUUUGGCUUCACCCUCACACGAAGCUACUGGGUCGGGAUGGCUUCCGCGUCGGCGAACACUGCGUGGGGCCCUUUUUCCAGCGAACAACGUGCUUUUUUUUGGUGCUUUUGAGGUUCCGGUGUGUUGUUUCUGCAACCUGUGAAGUAAAGUAAAGUGCCACAUAGAAGGUUCAGUCGAGCUGCAACUGAGGAAACUCCACGCAGACUCUGUGCUGCCUGUGGUAAGGCAUCCGGAAGGCCGUUGAUUCGUAGGUCUUUAGGCAGCGAAGAACGAGGUUCAAUAGGAACUCCGAAUUCAGCGUACACCUUGUCGACGCAUUGAAUCUACCGACCUUGUCGACCUUUUUGUCGAGGCACUUUAAGAAUCCUUUGGGGUCAGACUCUCCGUAGGAAUCCCCUCUGAAGGCAGAGCCCUACUUUUCUGAAGCAGAACCCCUCGGUUUUGCCGACGUUAGGAGCAGCAUGGCACCGCACGUCUUUGGGGCAUGCCCAGCCUCUUUCCCUUCUAUGUAUUUCACCUGCAGGACGAUGAUCGGAAGGAUCGGCGAGACCGAGAGAAGGAGAAAGAAAGGUCAAAAGAGAAAGAGAAGGACAAGGAGAAAGACCGGAAGGACAGGGAUAAGGAGAAGGAGAAAGACAAGGACAAGGAGCGCAAGCGUGAACGUUCUCGCAGUCGCGAUCGCGACCGCAGAAAGUGAACGGAAACAGGCAGAGGCUGCAGGCCAUGAGAGAGGCUGCAUGAUGUUUCUUGUGAUAGUCUUUAUGGGAAUGGCGAAUCCGGACAUGGCCAGACCCCAAAGCUGUGAACGACUUAGUUCUAGUGAGGCAGGGGCUUUCCAGCAGGUGAGACUCUAAUCAUGGCUUUGAAAGCACAAGUGUCACAAGAAUCACAAGGGAUUCCCAAUUGACUUGGUGAAGCGUGG
This is a messenger RNA of Durusdinium trenchii, 3375 nucleotides long. NCBI's taxonomy places the organism in Eukaryota, Dinophyceae, Suessiales, Symbiodiniaceae. The record is from the annotation of a GenBank genome assembly.